This is a messenger RNA of Haemonchus placei, 1752 nucleotides long. The record is from the annotation of a GenBank genome assembly. NCBI's taxonomy places the organism in Eukaryota, Metazoa, Nematoda, Chromadorea, Rhabditida, Trichostrongylidae.
AUGCCGUUAUCUAUCGAGGAACGUAUUCAAGUGAUCCUUCUAGCCGCAAACGGUCGGACUCAUCGUGAAAUCGCCGACGAGUUCUGUCGCCUACAUCAGAAAUCGAUUUCCCAUUCAACUGUUGGCAAUUUGCUGGCAAAAUUCAAGGAGACAGGGUCUGUCUGCGAUCGAGGGCGACAUUGUUUGGCUUUUGGUGAUGAUAGCAACAACGGUUUUGAGCAACCUCCUGUUCGACCGGCUAAUGAAAUGGAAUCAUCGUCGAGUUCUGUGUACAGCAUUACCAAUGGCCAAAAAAGGUACCGCUACGCUGUUGUCGACAUUAGAGGACAGUCCAGUGACAAUCUAUACGACCUUCUGAUAGACAACGGCUACAGCAAUUUCCUUCUACUCAAUAACCUGAGUGAUCAUCCUGAUUUUGAUUUGCCGGCAAACAAAAAAGAUGAAUCGAUGCCAGUUCUCAACUUGGAAUGUGAGUCCGAUAUCUCGCGAGCUCCUUCUUCGAAUGAUGCUCCAGACGAUAUCCCUUAUUUCGCAGAAGUUUCUGCCACAGACUUGUUAGGAGCCGCCAGUGGUAGUGGAACUGGCGAUGGUGAUGAUGUCGAUGAAGCAAAAAAUGAUCAAAAGCCAGCAGCCUUAUUCGAAAAUCGUCCUCGUCAUGACUUCCCAAAUACGACCUCCAAAGACAGCUUUGAGCUGAACGAUCUGUCGGAACAAUACGUACAGCAGUCAGAAAGUGGUGGAGAAGGGACGGACUCGGAAAUGUGCGAUGCUGAUGUGAACGGUGGUGGAAAAAUGGAUUGUAAAAGUCCUUAUGUGAUGUGUCAGCUCUGCAAGAAAGUCAUUAUGGCGUCAAGGUUCUCUAAUCUAUCUAAUCAUGCUCGUCGACAUUCGGUCGUCAAAAAGUAUAAGUGCAUAUAUUGUGAUCUUCAGCACAACGAACACGUGAAGAUACGAGCUCAUAUGACAAACCUGCAUGACGACAGUACAUCGGAAGCAAUAGACAACACUUGGCGGAUGAAGAAAGUGUGGGAAUUCCUAGUUCAGAAAUGUUUCCCACAUUACACUCCAUUGUCUAACCACAUUGAACCCCAGGCUGACAGUGACAACAUUAUAACACCUUCUACGGAAACAAUCUUGUACGCCUGUCGAAUCUGCGGCUUCCAAGAUGGUGAUGAGAGCAAGGUUCGUUGGCAUGUAACCUCGCGACAUACGGGAGUGAUAUGUGAUGAUCAUAUCAAAGUGGUGCUUACGGACUCGAGUACUCAAGCGAGUAAUGAGCAAAACGAAGCAGCAGAAGAAAAGGCAAGGGUCGUUGUUCUUCCAAGUCAGGAACCGAGUCCCGUGGACGUGACAACUUCUCCCAAAGAGGACACUUCGUAUGAAGUUUAUGUAGCAAAGGAAGAUGGAGAUGAUGAAAGUGGAUUGCGUUCAUUGGUCUGCCGGCUGUGCAAUCGUAUAAUUGAUGGAAAAGGAUUGAUCAGCGUUGUGAUGCAUGCGAAAGCUCAUUAUCAUGUGAAGCAAUUUGAAUGCAACAGAUGUGGUUUUGGCAGUAAUACAAGAUCUUUGGUCAGAAGACACAUCUACUCUCAACAUCGUCGAGGUUGUACUGUGGUGUUAGAGCAUAAUGACGUUAAUAUAAAGAGAGCCUGGACACAAGUCGUCCGUGCUUGUUUCCCGUAUUUGUCCAGUCUGUUGGAAAAAGAACAAAACAAAAGUGAACGGAACGGACUGGAACUGGAUUUGGAGUUGUGA